Molecule: messenger RNA, 1262 nt
Organism: Pseudomassariella vexata
Lineage: Eukaryota; Fungi; Ascomycota; Sordariomycetes; Amphisphaeriales; Pseudomassariaceae
Product: nucleoside phosphorylase domain-containing protein
Exons: 2
Coding region: 112-1158 (348 amino acids)
Biological process (GO): nucleoside metabolic process
Molecular function (GO): catalytic activity
Source: RefSeq, a predicted model, not a curated record
CUUUCGUACGGCCCGUUGUUUAGCACAAUUGAUCAUCGCUCUUGAUUGAGAAAAAAAUAUAUAUUACGACAAGACGACUUCGGAUUUUUCCAUCCAAAAUUGUCCUCGAGGAUGUCCAAUCCAUCUCAGAACAUCGAGCCCCGACUACCACUACAUGAAUAUACCGUGGGAUGGAUCAGCGCAUUGCCGAUCGAGCAUGCCGCAGCGGCCGAAAUGCUCGAUGAAGAGCAUGAAGCACCAGCUCGGCAAGACAACGACGACACCCUGUAUACCCUUGGCCGUAUACAAGGUCAUAAUGUGGUAAUCGCCUGUCUCCCUGCUGGCUUGAUUGGGGCUGCCUCGGCGGCAAGCGUCGCAAAGGGUCUAACUGACCGGUUUCCUAACGUUAAGCUUGGCCUUAUGGUGGGCAUUGGCCAUGGAGUCCCGUCAGAGGAGGUGGAUAUCCGCCUAGGGGAUGUCGUCGUUAGUCAACCUAGAAGAGGUAACGGCGGGGUGGUACAAUACGAUAUGGGGAAUCGACAAUCCAACGGCAAAUUUCAAGACACUAGCCACCUUAACACCCCUUCACCACUCUUGCUAAGUGCACUCGCCCAAGUGCAAUCAAAUCAUAUCCGACGGCGGAGCACAUUCGCCAACCACAUGUCCAAGUUCGAAGGAAAUGAAGAAUUCGAACGAGGACAAGCAGGACCCGAUCAAUUGUUUCAACCAACGUAUCAGCACAAGCGAGGCCCUACCUGUGCGGAAUGCGAUAAGCAGGCACUUAUAAAGAGAGAUUCUCGUCCUUCGCAUAAGGCGGUACACUUUCAUUACGGGACGAUCGCAUCAGCGAACACGCUCAUGAAGGAUGGGGUAGAGCGAGACCAGACCUGCCAACGGCUCGGUGGUCACGUUCUUUGUUUCGAGAUGGAGGCCGCCGGACUGAUGAACAAUUUCCCUUGUCUUGUGAUCCGUGGCAUUUGUGACUAUGCUGAUUCUCACAAAAACGAAAGAUGGCAACCGUAUGCCGCUGCGACGGCGGCCGCCUUUGCGAAGGAAAUCCUCUCGGUUAUCCCGGCGAAGGACGUGGUAGAUCUGGUCCCGACCAAAGGUACGCUACGUCAUGCUAUCAAUUAUGUUCCAGAGUAUGAGGAGAUGGAGUUUUUAGCGAUGAAAUUAUGAUGUGAUGAUAUGGAUCAAUUGCAGCAUAAUGAUUGCUCAUAGAAUGAGGUUCAUAGUCCCGUGGAUAUUACCAUUCAAUAGAAAACCUUCCUUUACCGGCCGAA